GGAGCUGCUGGCCUACGUGCCCUUCCGUCUGAACAGGGCAGUGCUCUGGCGCUCCGACGUUCUGCACAGCCCGGCCUUGGGCGCCAGCAGCCACGCACGGCUCAGCACCGAUCCGGCGACAUCGCGGACGCUCCUGCAGGCUGGCGCGGGCCGUAG
This is a messenger RNA of Symbiodinium necroappetens, 156 nucleotides long. The record is from the annotation of a GenBank genome assembly. NCBI's taxonomy places the organism in Eukaryota, Dinophyceae, Suessiales, Symbiodiniaceae.